UCCUCCUCUCUCUGUCUCUCUCUCUCUCUCUGAGACUCCACUUGCAAAGUUUCUUCAUUAUUCAGGAAGAGGGAAAAAAAAGUCUGUUGUGAAGAAGAAGCCAGUCGUUGAGAAGUUUGACAGCGAGGGAGAAGAAAGAGGAAGUACUGUUUUCGAGGCUUAAAUGAGUUUGCGCCUUUCAGUUCUGCCACUCUCAGGAUGUUCUAAAGUUUGCCUCAUCGGAGCCAGGAAACUCUUGAUAUCAACCGAGCCUGCAGUUGCAUCGCGUCUACCUUUCUCUCUUUCUUUUUCUCAUUUUGUUCUGUAGCAGGUCAGAGCGACAACUACUUUUCAUCUUUGUUGAGACCUGUUUCGAUCGGGAACUCCUCCUUUUCAUUCCAGCUCUCCUCACCGUUAGCUACUGUACUGGGGCGGCAGCAGCCAAGCCUCUCCAAAAAACCUGCAGCAUGCGGCGCGUCCGGGACAUUUCUAAAAGUUAUGAGAAGAGGACCCAGUGGAGUGCCAGGUCAUCUGCCAGGUCCCGUGUGACUGGAUGGAUGCUUUGACUCCUCUGCUGUGUCGUCGAUAAUGACCCAGUAAGGCUUUGAAAAACCAUAUGAGUUGGAAACACUGAGUGGCACAAUGAACAAGGACUCCCGGUUAGCACGGAAAGGCAUGCCGUUGGGACACGGGCAUGGACGCAGGCACUCGUGUUUGGGUUUCGAUGUGGAGAAUGGGCUGUCGGUGGGGCGCAGCCCCCUCGACCCCCAGGCUAGCCCUGGCUCAGGCAUGGUCAUGCAGGCCAACUACCCCCACAGCCAGCGGCGCGAGUCUUUCCUGUACCGCUCCGACUCGGACUUCGACCUCUCUCCUAAGACCAUGUCCCGGAACUCCUCCACUGCCAGUGAGCUCCACGGGGAAGACAUGAUAGUGACACCAUUUGCACAGGUACUUGCCAGUUUACGCACCGUGAGGAGCAACUUUGCUGUACUGACUCAUCUACAAGAUCGCGUGGGCAACAAAAGACCACCAAGUAGCAACCCGCCAUCAAUGUGCAAACCAUGCCUAGCAGAGGAGCCCUAUCAAAAGCUGGCAGUGGAGACCUUGGAAGAGCUGGACUGGUGCCUGGACCAGCUGGAGACCAUCCAGACUCGUCACUCUGUCAGCGAGAUGGCCUCCAAUAAGUUUAAGAGGAUGCUGAACAGAGAACUCACACAGCUGUCUGAAACCAGCCGUUCAGGAAACCAGGUGUCAGAGUUCAUUGCCAGCACAUUCUUAGAAAAGCAGCAUGAUGUGGAGAUUCUGUCGCCGCCCCCCAAGGAGAAGGAGAAGAAGAAAAGACCCAUGUCUCAGAUCAGCGGGGUCAAGAAGCCCACGCCGACCCCCAGCCUGGCCCCCACCUGCAUCCCACGCUUUGGGGUCAACACACACCAGGAAGACCUGCUGGCCAAGGAAUUUGAGGACAUCAACAGAUGGGGGCUAGAUAUUUUCAAGAUAGCCGAAUACUCUGGGAAUCGUCCUCUGACAGUGGUCAUGUACUCCAUUUUUCAGGAGAGAGACUUGUUCAAGUCCUUUAAAAUUCCCACAGACACUUUCAUCACGUUAAUGAUGACCCUGGAGGACCACUACCACGCCGACGUGGCCUACCACAACAACAUCCACGCUGCGGAUGUGGUUCAGUCCACCCACAUCCUCCUCUCCACCCCUGCUCUGGAGGCAGUCUUCACUGAUCUGGAGAUCAUGGCUGCUCUGUUUGCCAGUGCCAUUCACGAUGUGGAUCACCCUGGAGUGUCCAACCAGUUCCUCAUCAACACAAACUCCGAGCUGGCCCUGAUGUACAACGACACCUCCGUUCUGGAGAACCACCACUUGGCGGUGGGUUUCAAGCUGCUGCAGGAGGACAACUGUGACAUCUUCCAGAACAUCAACAAGAAGCAGAGACAAUCCCUCAGGAAGAUGGUCAUCGAUAUGGUGUUGGCUACAGACAUGUCCAAACACAUGCACUUCCUCGCUGACUUGAAGACCAUGGUGGAGACCAAGAAGGUGACCAGUCUCGGGGUGCUGUUGCUUGACAACUACUCCGACCGCAUUCAGGUGUUGCAGAACAUGGUGCACUGUGCCGACCUGAGCAACCCCACCAAGCCCUUGCAGGUGUACCGGCAGUGGACGGAUCGCAUCAUGGUAGAGUUCUUCACCCAGGGAGACCGCGAGAGGGACAAGGGCAUGGAGAUCAGCCCCAUGUGUGACAAGCACAACGCCUCCAUUGAGAAGAGCCAGGUGGGCUUCAUUGACUACAUCGUGCACCCUCUGUGGGAGACCUGGGCUGACCUGGUGCACCCGGACGCGCAGGAUAUCCUGGACACCCUGGAGGAUAACCGAGAGUGGUACCAGAGCAUGAUCCCGCACAGCCCCUCCCCCUCUCCCUCCCCCACCACCCCGGAGGACAGGGACCAGGAGGGGGGAUCCGGGGGCGCGCCGGGGGCCAGCGGAUCCUCCACAGGAGGCGACAAGUUUCAGUUUGAGCUCACCUUGGAGGAGGAGGAGGAGGAGGAGGAGGAAGACAAAGAUUCAGACCUGGAGAGUCCGCCUGAGAGCGAGAGAGAGGACUCCAGGACCUCCCCGUCUCUGCCUCCAGACCUCGGGGGGGGUGGCCGCCCCCGCCCCCCCUCCCCCCGCCCCCCCCUCCCCCCACCCCGGUCGAAACCUCAGUCUGGCCACCAUGUCGGUCAGGAGCCCCCGUCACCACAGGACGUUAACGCUGCCGGGGUUGGACGACGGGGACGAGAGAGAUCGAGAGCUCAGCCAGGACGGGAGCGGCGUGGCGUACCUGCGUCUGGGCACGUAACACACACCACGGCCCCGCCCUGCACCACGCCUGCCUUUAACAAGCUGCCUCUCAUGGAGGUCUGUGCCAAUAGGAGCAGAGGCAGGACGGUCCUUUUUAAUAAGCCUGUAGUAACCACAGUCCCUUUACACUGGAGACACCCCUCUGGAAGAAAACAAGGGAGAUUUUCCUCCUCUUUUUUUUAUCUGGCAGAACAAGAAGAAUCGUUUUAGCCUCUUUUAUGAGUGCCAACUAGGCCUUUGUAUUAAGGCCUGCUUUGGGCAGUUUGAGUCUGUGUUGUGUCUUAGACACAGGCUGCUGUAUCUGACUGACUAGACUGAAGACCAACAGAACCAGUCUUACCAAGGUCUACUGAAAAAAACAUGGAAUUCUACUGAGAACAACAUUUUGAGAUGUGAGAUUUUCAGACAUGAACAGUGGAGGAUGAUGAUAGUAUGACAGGGUCCUGGGACAUUUUGCACCAUACAAUUUAGAUGAUGUACUUUUUAAAUGAAGCAUAAAUGAUUAUGCUUAGUAUGUUAGCCCUUGUGAAUGAUGUGAAUGAUAGGUUUUACCAAAUACAGUAUGUACCUGAAUAGCAAGAGAAUUGUGAUUUUAAACCUCAGGGUAUGAAUAGAAAAAAUAUUAUUUUGUAGCAAAAACAUAUUGGGUACCCCUCACUUAAACUGCGUGUUUUAUGUUUUGUAAAUCUGCUCUGAGCAUCCCUGAGACAAAGGGAGACUGAAACAUUGAGAUUAUUUAAUGGUUUCUGGCGCCCUCUGUUGAACUUCAUGCAACACUGAAUUUUCAAGGAGAAUAUAAUCUAUCAGCAACAGUAAAUUUGUAGGACUUUUUAUGGCGAUAAGAAAUUUGGAAAUUGGAAAUGUUCUCAAUUUCACAACCUUUUAUGUAACUUGUCCCACUGUGGUCUAUGUUCUGGGGUACCCAAUGCAAGUUGUUUUGAAUCUAGAAAACACCACUUACACUCAUCUCUUUUACAAUUGUUUUUUUUUUUUGUCUGUGUGAUCAUGUAUAAUGUUAAUGUCCCACGUUUUAAUUUGAGUUGCAAUGGUUAUUUUUUGUUGUUGGAGAUGUCAAUACUUGUGUAUCUGUGUGCUUUGAAACUUUUAUCAGGGUGCCUCCAUAUUAGCACUUUACAAUCUCAUAGGCAAUCCCUUGCUUUAGUCUAAAAAGGGCUAUAGCCAUACCAUGAUCAUUGUGAGCAUCAGUCAGCUUAAAGCUAGUAUUUAAUUCGAUGGUACGUUGCAGAAGUUGCAAAUUCAAAUAUAAUUAACAGAUUUGAUCAAAUCAGUUACUUUACAAGCGAUUCAUUCUGUAUUGAUAUUCUUGAAUGUUCCUUUAAUAGAUUUGUUUGUGGAGGGAAAAAACACUUCUUUCAACAACAAAAACAAACAUCAAGGUCAAACUUUCACAUAAAAAAGUGCUUUUGCACCGCGCAAAUCUGAUUUAGAUUUAAUUUAGUCAACGUAAUGAUUAGCUCAAUGAGCAGAACACUGACAUAUCCAGACCAGUUUCUAGCAUUGUGCUGAUUAAGUUGCUCUAUUUAUUGGAGAAAUGUCAAAAAAAUACAAUCUAUUACUUUGAGCGGGUAUGUGACAGAGAGAAGUAGC
Osmerus eperlanus (European smelt) is the source of this 4434-nucleotide messenger RNA. RefSeq names its product phosphodiesterase 4C, cAMP-specific b (gene pde4cb). Gene Ontology annotation, biological process: signal transduction. The transcript has 16 exons. Gene Ontology annotation, cellular component: perinuclear region of cytoplasm; cytosol; nucleus. The record is from RefSeq and is a predicted model, not a curated record. Gene Ontology annotation, molecular function: 3',5'-cyclic-AMP phosphodiesterase activity. The coding region runs from base 622 to 3036 and encodes 804 amino acids. Lineage: Eukaryota; Metazoa; Chordata; Actinopteri; Osmeriformes; Osmeridae.